Molecule: messenger RNA, 1357 nt
Organism: Cladocopium goreaui
Lineage: Eukaryota; Dinophyceae; Suessiales; Symbiodiniaceae
Source: the annotation of a GenBank genome assembly
AUGGGUGAGCAGGGACCUUUGAGUUCCCGGCCUAGCUGUCCUUGCCAGAUCUGCUUGAUCUGGCGGCGCCUGGGUGAAGAAGUUCACCUGGGCCAUAGCUGCCAGAGCUUCAAGGACAUCGCCCCCGAGCACCUUCGCGAGGCGUUCAACAAGGUCCUCGACGCGAGAGAGGCCUUGGACAAGAGCCGCAAGUCUGCGUUGAGUCCAGCGGAGUUUGCACAGGGCCUGAGCAUGCACGGGGUGAACCUGAAGCCUGAGGAGAUGCAGGAGAUUGGAUACAGUUCCCUGCUUCUGUUCGUGAAACAGAUUGCAGUGUACGUUUGCCAAAAAUGCCUGAUGGACUCGCGAGCAGAGCCAGUGAAAGCGGCAAUCGUCAGCAAAGGAGUUCGAGCAUUGCUUCAGCCCAAAGAGAAGAAACAAGAGUUCGUUUCCGUCCCUCGGCUGUACCACGGAGAAUUGGCCAAUCAAAAGGCUGCAUGUCAGGACGACGACUGUUCCACCUGCGCACCGAGUCCUGGAUUUAGCUCAGGCGGAGACGUCGACGUCCAGUGGCGCCCAGAUGGCGUUCUAUGCUAUCCUUCGCCCCUGCCAUCCCUUCCCAUCUCGAAGUUCGAAAGGUCGGCAGCACGACCUCAAGAGUUGUUCGAAGAUGCCUGGUGGCCCAUGGAUCACCUUUUCUGGGCAGUUCCUGGUUUGGGUUCUCUGAGUCUCAGCAACUUUGGUCGACCAGAGAUGAACUUACGACAUAUCCAGGAUUCCUUUGUCCCUGGCAUCGAAGAGGAUGAUGGCUUUCAGACGCCACGUGUGGCACGCGAACCGACCACUCCCCCAGGGGCACCCAAGAAAGCCGCAGCUCCACCCUUGAUGAAGGUUCUGCAAGCGAAUACAGACAGUGCUGAAACUUGCAGGGCUCUUCAGGCACUUUUGGUGGAAGACCCUGAGGUCCCACGUUUUCCAUUCUUCGAGCAUUCCAUGGAGCCGCCACUGGUGUGCGCAGCCAAAGCCUUCUGCAGUGCAGAGGUCAUGCAACUCCUGAUCCAGCAUGGAGCUGAUGUGAAGCUUCGGGAUUCCAUGGGCAACAGCGCCGCCGACAUCAUCAGCCAGAGGCUGGAAAGAAUGGCUGGGAUUCAUCCAGCGAAAGUAACAGAUCAAGAGGCCUUGAAGGUCUUGAAGGAUGCAGGCGCAGAGCUGCCCAGGAAUGAGCUUUCCCAGAAAUUCGACUGUCUUUUCUGUGCUCCCAUGGCGGCUCCCACCAACCUCGAAGAGUUGGCCCUAUGGCUGCGCUGAGCCGGAACCAGCCGCAACCGGGCCGGGCACAGCGAGCUCCACCCGUGACAGAUGCGCAGAUGUAUUGUUU